GUUUAGGGUAUUUUUUUCGAGUCGAAAUCAAGUCACGUGCUAAUAUUUUGUGAAGAAAAAUGAGUGUAUGUGUAUGAGAAUAUUUAGUUUUGCCUAACAACUAGUUAUGGCAGGUUUUGUCAAUAUUCCAUCUAAUCUUGUUGGUUGGGAUAAAGUAGAUGAUCAUUUGGCUCCCCUAUCUGGGGAUCAAAAAUUGAAGUUCUCCUUUCUAGAAAAAGAGAUCAUUUCUCUAGAUCCUGUUCAUUACAAAGAGUUACCUAUGAGAAAUAAACAUUGGGAUCUACCCGUUCUGGUUCCUGGGCAAGGCAAUAGUAGUAAAGGAAACAUAAGAAUUUACCAGCAGUUGCUUAUAUGCUAUUCUACUUUGGAAAAAAAGCAUAGAAACUUGGAAGAUACUUAUUAUGUUUCCUUCCUGGAGCAUUUACAGUGCAGAAGUGAAGAGUGCAGUGACUUGUGCUUGCAGAUAGAAAUCAUGUUACUAAACUUUUCUAGACUGUCACAACAAUACUAUCAGAUGUCUAAAAAAACUAACUUUCUGCAUGAAGUCAGUAAACAACUCAUUUUUGAUCAGGAAAUGCUUAUUGCCUUUGUGGAGAAAGUAUCUCUUUACACAAAGUAUUGUAAGGAAGUUGAACAAAUUGUGGUUAAUUUGAAUGACCCCACUCUUGUAGUUAAUAGUCAAACAUUUUUUAAAUUUCUAAAAAAGAUAGAAGAUAAUAUAGAUUUCAUGCAACACAACAGUACAUUCAGAGAAAGCAACAGCUAUUUAGCACAGUAUACCCACUGUCAGACCAAGGCUUGUGCCCUUAUACAAAAUUACAUUUUCGCACUCUUUAGCAAAGCAACAAACAACAUUUUUAACCCCAAGGAUAAUGAAAGCUUUUUAAAGAGUCCUGAUGCUACCAUGGCGCUUUUCUAUGGGCGCUUCCAAUCAAUUUUGCCAAAAGCAAAGCCAGUUAUAGAGCUUGUUGAAGCAAUGUCUAGCAAACGUCUGGAAUUUGAGAGUCUACUAGUGGAGUGUCAUCAACAAUUUCUGAGCCACAGAGGACUGGUGUUAAGCUCUAGUGUGCUAAAGAGCUUGUUAUCCAUAAAGACGAAUUGCAACGGUGACUAUUGCAAUUUAGUGCGUCACUCGUGCUCCUUUAUGUUACACAUGUCUAUAGAAGAAUAUCGGCUAUUCUACCAGUUCUUUAACAAGCCCUCUGCCGCCUUGAGUGCUUUUUCUGAAGGCUUAUGCACUGCUCUCUAUGAUACCCUUAGGCCAUGCAUAAUACACAUCAAUCAUUUAGAGACACUAGCUGAAAUUUGUUCUAUACUAAAAAUUGAGAUGUUGGAUGAGCAAGCAUGUAACGCCGAGCCGCUUCAUGGCUUUGGAAAUGUCUGUAUGCAGCUGCUGCACGAUGUGCAAGAGCGCCUUGUGUUCAGAGCCCAUCUGUACCUACAGUCUGAUGUGGUGGGCUACAAACCAUCGCCUGGUGAUCUUGCUUACCCCAAAAAGCUUGAAAUGAUGAAGAAUAUAGCUCAGUCUAUCUGGGAAGAAAAUAAGCAAGUCAAGAUGAAAAAAGCUUCGUUGACCUCCACGGCAAGUAAUGUUGGUAGCACUGGUGUCGAGGCUAUUUCCAGAAUUCAUGUUAUGAGAAUUGAGCCAAUCUACCAAUAUCCGCAUUAUCAGCAGCAACAACAGAAACAUCAGCAAAGAGAUUUCCUGCAGAUGAGCAACUCGCCAGCGGAUCUUCAUGGCAUGUGGUACCCAACAGUGCGCCGUACACUUACAUGCCUAUCACGAUUGUAUAGGUGCGUGGAUCGACCAGUCUUUCAGGCUCUCAGUCAAGAAGCCAUAGUUUGCUGCGUCCAAAGCAUUGAAGUUGCCCAUGACAGCAUCCAGGCUAGAGCUACACCCUUGGAUGCCGAGCUUUUUCUUGUUAAACACCUGCUUAUCUUAAGAGAGCAGAUAGCUCCAUUCCAGGUUGACUUCACGGUGAAGGAGUACAGCCUGGACUUUUCAAAAGUCAAGACGGCUGCAUUUACUUUAUUAGAGAAGCGCUCGAGAUUGUUUAGACUGUCAAAUAAUGCAUUGCUGGAGUUUCUUCUUGAAGGCGCACCUCAAAUACGGGAGCAUCUCAUUGACUCUCGCAAACACGUUGAUGCCAAACUGAAGACAAGUUGCCAGAGACUAAUAAAACAUAUUACAAAGCUUCUUAUCAAUCCUGUACUGCUCAUCCUUGAGAAAUCUAAGUGGACACACGACAAACUGCACUUAGGCAGUGCAGAGUUCUUGGCAAGCAUUGUUGGUGAGACUCUACAGCUUGUGAAGUUCAAGCUACCAGACGUACACCAGUCGAUGCAACUGUAUUUGGCAAAUCGUGAAACUGAGUGUAUUUUAUUCCGGCCGAUCAAGAACAAUAUCGUUUCGGCCUUUACCCAGUUUACUCAGUUUCUUAACCAACACUAUACGGAGGAUGAGCUGCUAUUAAUUGCGUGCCCCUUACCUGAACAGGUUUCGGUCUUUCUGAGCUCAAGCUCUCUUGCUCAUCUCAAUCCAACAGAGCAGACUUCUGAUGAUACAACUGAAAUUUUUUUUAUAAAUCACUAA
Messenger RNA from Copidosoma floridanum, 2593 nucleotides. It is a transcript of the gene Cog3, whose product is annotated as conserved oligomeric Golgi complex subunit 3. NCBI's taxonomy places the organism in Eukaryota, Metazoa, Arthropoda, Insecta, Hymenoptera, Encyrtidae. Gene Ontology annotation, biological process: intra-Golgi vesicle-mediated transport; intracellular protein transport; Golgi organization. Gene Ontology annotation, cellular component: COG complex; cis-Golgi network; membrane. The record is from RefSeq and is a predicted model, not a curated record.